This is a messenger RNA of Homalodisca vitripennis (glassy-winged sharpshooter), 456 nucleotides long. RefSeq lists its product as uncharacterized. The record is from RefSeq and is a predicted model, not a curated record. Lineage: Eukaryota; Metazoa; Arthropoda; Insecta; Hemiptera; Cicadellidae. Gene Ontology annotation, biological process: lipid metabolic process. The coding region runs from base 173 to 424 and encodes 83 amino acids. The transcript has 2 exons. Gene Ontology annotation, molecular function: phosphoric diester hydrolase activity.
GGCUGGAGAGCAACAUUAGAGGACGUUUGGAAAACUGGAAAACAGCUGAUUGUGUCUUACAACAAACAAAGCCAUUGUAAGCAAGGGGACUCACAAGUUGUGGUAUCCAGUCUCGCAACGGUGGGGGGAUGUGAGAACAGUCGAGGGGCUCAGGGAGUACCUGCGGUCUGUCAUGAGGAGGCAACCACUGGAGGCUUGGGCAGCAAUGGCUGAACUGACUCCGGACAAGUGGGCAGUACUGUUGGACACGCAGGGUGGACUGCGGGCCAUGGCGGCACGCACCAACAUGCAGGUCACAGACUGGUUCCGACAUGACUGGGCCCUCUAUUGUAACAUCGUGGCUGUCGAUUUUGUCCGCAGUUCAGGUAUCAUCAGUAUUGCAAUCGAUUCCAACUUGCGUAAAGCAUUUAAUCUGUGUAUGUAACUUUAUAAGAAUAAAUCUCAUAAAAAACUAAA